Molecule: messenger RNA, 464 nt
Organism: Lasiosphaeria miniovina
Lineage: Eukaryota; Fungi; Ascomycota; Sordariomycetes; Sordariales; Lasiosphaeriaceae
Exons: 1
Coding region: 117-401 (94 amino acids)
Source: RefSeq, a predicted model, not a curated record
AGGAUACAGGGAAUGGAUAAUACCACAUCACAUGACAUCACAUCACGUGCUUGGGAAAAGGGGAGAGGAGAUGAAAAGAGGCUGGGUACUUCUGUCAAGAACACUGACAGCGAGACAUGGACGGCACGGUAGCGGCAUUUGGCGCUGGGGAAGGGAAGAAAGGUGUUAUUGGCUGGGUUUGGGUUUGUUUUUCACAUACCUCUCUCUGUUGCAUUGUUUCCUAUUUUAUUCUACCCCUGCUUAGUUACUACUAUCCCUUUGGUAUUCUUCUGUUCUGGGCAAGAAUUAGUCUCUUCUUCUCAAGGGGGAUAAAAGCGGGAACGGGAAAAGGGGUUAGAAUAGGACCAGCAAAGGAAACCAGCAAGAGAGUCAAGGAUACCAAGCCUGGCGUAUGUCAAUGAAUGACAAUAUGUCUUUUGCCCUUUACUUUUUCUCCUUUGUUGUCCUUUUACCCUUUUUUAAGG